AUGGCGUCUCUCAGAUCUGUUUGCCGAGCGCCUCUGCGCCAGCUUACACGCCCUUCCACCUCAGUUGCCACAAAUCACCCCAGAUUACUGCAACGGCAAUGGCGGGGCUAUGCGACGACACUGGAGGCCCAGCAGAAGGUGCUCUCACAGGACCUCGAACAAGCCGAUCCUACUGUCUAUCAAAUCAUUCAGAGGGAGAAGAAUCGCCAGAAACACUUCAUCAACCUCAUCCCUUCCGAGAACUUCACCUCGCAAGCUGUUCUCGAUGCGCUCGGCAGCGUAAUGCAGAACAAGUACUCCGAGGGGUACCCAGGCGCGCGUUACUACGGAGGUAACGAGCACAUUGAUGCGGCUGAGAGGCUAUGCCAGGAAAGAGCGCUCAAGGCCUUCGGUCUGAGUCCGUCCGAAUGGGGAGUCAAUGUACAGCCAGCACUCUCUGGCUCUCCCGCCAACCUUUACGCCUACUCCGCUGUCCUCAACGUCCAUGAUCGUAUCCUUGCUCUCGACCUACCGCAUGGCGGUCAUCUGUCCCACGGCUACCAGACUGCGACCAAGAAGAUUUCGGCGAUAUCCAAAUACUUCGAGACACUCCCUUACAGACUCAAUGAGAAGACAGGCAUCAUUGAUUACGACAAGAUGGAGGAGCUUGCACAUCUGUACCGCCCCAAGAUCAUUGUCGCGGGUACCUCGGCGUACAGCCGGCUGAUCGAGUACGAGCGCAUGCGCAAACUCGCAGACGACGUUGGCGCGUACCUACUUUCUGACAUGGCCCACAUCUCAGGACUCGUCGCAGCAGGUGUCAUCCCUUCGCCCUUCCCCUACUCUGACAUUGUCACUACCACAACUCACAAGUCGCUGCGAGGCCCGCGAGGUGCCAUGAUCUUCUACCGCAAGGGCACAAGGCGAGUGGACAAGAAGGGCGUCGAGGAGAAGUACGACCUGGAAGGACCCAUCAAUUCAUCCGUAUUCCCAGGUCACCAGGGAGGUCCUCACAACCACACAAUUACUGCCUUGGCGGUGGCAUUACAACAAGCGCAGAGCAAAGAGUUCAAGGAUUAUCAACAGCAGGUCCUCGAGAACGCCAAGGCCUUUGCUAAACGUCUGGGUGACACAAAGGAGAACGGCGGUCUCGGCUACAACAUUGUGAGUGGUGGCACAGACAACCACCUUGUGCUCGUCGACCUCAAAGACCGGGGUCUCGAUGGUGCGCGAGUGGAACGUGUUCUUGAGCUUGUCGGCGUGGCCUCCAACAAGAACACCGUGCCCGGUGACAAAUCAGCCAUGAAGCCCGGAGGUCUGCGCAUGGGUACUCCUGCCAUGACAACUCGUGGCUUCCAACCUGAAGAUUUCAAGCGCGUCGCUGACGUUGUGCACCGCGCCGUCGGCAUCACACAGAAGCUCGACAAGGAGGCCAAGAAGAAGGCCGAGGAGAGUAACCGCAAGAACCCAGGCAGCGUAGCUGCUUUCAAGGAAUAUGUUGGCGAAGGCAACGACAUCACAGAUAUCGUCCAGCUGAGGAAGGAGGUCGAAGACUGGGUGGGCACAUUUGCUCUGCCAUGGGACAAGGAGGAGCACUGAUUGUAACGAGUGCUUUGGUGAUGCGAUACGAUGCCGUGAUCCGAUGAAGUAAUGCAUACGAUAUGGUGAGUUUUGGAGUCUGGCGGCGGAAAACUGAUUUAUGUAUAUGUCAUCCUGUUAUUCCAUAUUCUUUAUGGGAACUGCAGCAAUCAUCUGUCUUAUUACAUACUGAGUUGAGUUGUGAAAGACUCUUUUUCCUUGUCCUACAAUUUCUUCAACAGAAUAGUCUAUGUGAGAAAAUAGCUGUCGUCAGGAGUGUCUGUUGAU
Molecule: messenger RNA, 1845 nt
Organism: Dothidotthia symphoricarpi CBS 119687
Lineage: Eukaryota; Fungi; Ascomycota; Dothideomycetes; Pleosporales; Dothidotthiaceae
Product: SHMT-domain-containing protein
Exons: 5
Coding region: 1-1578 (525 amino acids)
Biological process (GO): folic acid metabolic process; L-serine catabolic process; tetrahydrofolate interconversion
Cellular component (GO): cytoplasm
Molecular function (GO): cobalt ion binding; zinc ion binding; glycine hydroxymethyltransferase activity
Source: RefSeq, a predicted model, not a curated record